Molecule: messenger RNA, 1710 nt
Organism: Drosophila erecta
Lineage: Eukaryota; Metazoa; Arthropoda; Insecta; Diptera; Drosophilidae
Product: prolyl 4-hydroxylase subunit alpha-1
Exons: 6
Coding region: 155-1615 (486 amino acids)
Cellular component (GO): endoplasmic reticulum
Molecular function (GO): protein binding; procollagen-proline 4-dioxygenase activity
Source: RefSeq, a predicted model, not a curated record
GCCCCACGAUUCAAGCCGGCCAGUCGAUCGUUCUGCGGUCGGUUCCAAAUACGAUCCAAUACAUAAUAUAGAAAAUAUCUCUAGUCAUUGACCCCAGGGCCAAAAGCAAAGCGAAGAACGACAAGACUGAAAAAAGGCCCGAAGACAUCUCAUUAUGCAAAUGCCGCUGGUUUUUAGUGUUUUGUGGCUGCUUCAGCUGUUUCUGUGGCCGGAAUCCGUGGCUGGGGCUAACUCCGCCAGAGGAGAGGAGCAGCUGGAGGCUCUGCUGGCCACCGAGACGCAGCUCAUCGAUGGCUUGCGUGACUAUAUCGAUCGAUUGGAGCUGCAGCUGGAGGAGCUCCGAAGGGAGACCGCGGACAUCGAGGAGAUCCACAGCCAAGUGGACAGUGUGGAGGAGUACAUGGGUAAUCCGCUAAAUGUCUUUGGCAUUCUCAAGAGGUUCGAGAGUGUGUGGCCCAGACUGGAGCAGCAGGCGAAUGCCACUCAGGAGCUGGGGUUCGCAGAAGGGUUCUCCGACAGGGACCUCACCCUGCCCAGCGACGAGGACUACGAGGAGUCCCUGAACCACCUGCUACAUCUGCAAUCCGUCUACGAAUUGGACUCGAACAGCCUCUCCUCGGGCGUGGUGAAUGGAUUCAAGUUGGGCUCCUCCAUGUCCUGGGGCGACUGCCUGGAAGUGGCUCGCAAGUCGCACUUUUCUGUGGCCAGAUUCUGGCUAGAAUCUGCUUUGGAGAAGCUGCCCUCCGCCGCCGAAAACUCCACGGAAUCGCAGAGGGAACGGGAAAGCGGACGUGUGCACAUCCUGGAGGCAGCUCUCAACAUUGAAUACCGCGCAGGGGAGCUGAACCGAGCCCUGGCAACUGCCGAGGAGCUCCUGCUGCUGCUACCAAUGAGCCAAAGCAUUCAAAAGGCCAAGAGAAAGAUUGAAAAAGCCCUGGCCAAGAAGGAGCUGCCCAAGGGAAAUGGGCAAAAGUCAAAGCCAAAGAAGCAAAAACCCAAGUCCACGGAGCAGCUGCUCAUUGAGGAGCUGUGUCGCGGAGUAACACAGCAAGCCUCAUCAGGAAGUCGCUACAACUACUGCCAGUUGGAUGGAAGUUUGCCCUGGUUGCUCCUCCAGCCGUCCAGGUUGGAGCCCAUGAGCUCUGAUCCACAUAUAGUUUUGCACCACGAUGUGCUGACGCCGAAGCAAUCCGGUGAGCUGCUGGAGCUUAUGGAUGAGCAGGAUGCAAAAGGAGUUAGCUAUCAGGCGCUGAAGCUAGCCAAACUGGCGCAAAAGAAGCUGGCGAGGAUUAGUGCUCACCUGGGACCUGAGACUGGGCACCUAGCUGCCUGGACAGGACGUCGCCAUGGCCACGAGCACAUCCCCAAAUUGGAGGAUAGCUCGGAGCUGCAGCAUGCGGCACGUGUCAUGUUGAACUUGCAGGCACCCGGAAUGGGCGGAGCCGUGGUCUUUCCGCAACUAGAGCUCGCCAUCAAUGUCCCACGUGGCUCGCUCCUCCACUGGCACACACGCUUCGCCGCGGGCUCGUCAUCCGAGUGGGACUACCGCAGUGGCCAGGCCAUCUGCCCCGUGCUCCUGGGCGUUCAGUUGUCCGCGUGGACAGGACUCAAUUGAAGUGGGCAGCGAGGCUGAUGGGUUUCCAUGGUUCCCGAUCCGUGCGACAUGUGCAUUAAUUGCCAGCUGGGGAAUCAAAUAAAGUUGACCUUGGC